UUUGGACACUUUGGAUGUAUUUUAUAAUUUCUGUGUGUCCUCAAUAGUUAUAGGUUGAUUAUCGUUCUUAUAAUUGUUACCAUUUUAAGGCCAGAUACUACAGCUGCUAAAAAGUCUUGUCUUGUAGUCCAACCUGUUGCCUAAUUACAUAGAAUAAUGACAGAUGCAUUGUAUGAUCUCCCUUCAUUCUUUAUGUAGCAUCUUCAAUUAUAUUUUAUAACACAAUGCAGUAAAAGCAUCAAAGACAGCUGUAUAGUCAGCAAUAAUUAAAAAGGUCAAAGAUAUUUGUUCCAAUGUUUCCACAGACGAAGAAUAUCUUCUGGUUGUGAUUACGUUCAGAUUCAUUUAAUCAAUAUUUCAAUUUGUAGAUUAAAAUCCUCCGGACAGAAAGAAAUGUGGGAAUGUCACGAGUCACAAAGAUGUGGCUUCAAAAAGCAACAUUUAAUGCAACCUGAAGCUUUUUCACAUGUAUGCAUUAUACAAAUCAUUGGUGCACAGCUAAAUUCAGUCGUAGCCCAUUUGUAACAAACCAAGUCCACAAACUGUGAACCAAGAGUCCACCAUCAUGAGCAGCUUGGUCUGGACCAUGGAUCCAGGCUCUGUCUCUCACACCUCCUGCUGCUGCUUUUCUACCUCGGGGCAUCAGACAGACUGCAUGCUGGGUAGUGCAGUGGCCUGUGCUCCUAGCUGGGUCACCUUAGUUUCUUGGCUCUAGGUAACGAGCCCGUCACUCUUUGUCACAGCUACCAGCCACAGAAGAAUGUGAGGAGCCACCCCUGAUGUCCACUUUAUCCGUUUUAGUGUUUUUAUGGCUUACUUAGUACAGUUCAGGUUUGGAUUCUGCAUAUGUUCAGUAGUUGUGUAGAGAUUAUGUUCUGCUGGUUUUGUAAGUCUAAGAAAUGCUACUCGACAUCUGAAAGGUGAGCAAUCUGCUGAGGCUCUGGACGGAGUCGGCUUUAUUGCGUUCAUGAGGGGCUUAGUGGCCUGGUGUGACAAGAGGAGCAUUGAGACUGUGCUCCCCCCACCUGACGCUACUCCGGGUUGCUAUGGGUCAGGGUUAUACAGCCCAGACCGUAUCCCUGAAGGUUCCUGCACACAGGAGAACCACAGGGUUUAGUCCCAGACGCAGCCACACACCAGCAGGAACAGGACCUCCAGAACACGCACCAGCAGGAAUAGGACUUCCAGAACACACACAGCAGCAGGAAUAGGACCUCCAGAACACGCACCAGCAGGAAUAGGACCUCCAGAACACACACACCAGCAGGAAUAGGACCUCCAGAACACACACAGCAGCAGGAAUAGGACCUCCAGAACACGCACCAGCAGGAAUAGGACCUCCAGAACACGCACCAGCAGGAAUAGGACCUCCAGAACACGCAGCAGCAGGAACCGGACCUCCAGAACACACAGCAGGACAUAAAUGACAUACUCCCAUUCUCACAACAUCUUCUGUGUUUGUUGGCACGUUGAGAGGACGUGAAACCAAACCGCCUGCAGUCUGAUGACUCUGUGAAGCUGAAGCUGUUGACAUCUGUCCAAGGUGAACGUUGGAACAGUGAUCAUGGCGGCAUUCGGCCCCGACAUCAGUGGCUCGUGGUUGUCAACAUCAGGAGUUGUCGGUUUCUUCAUCCUUCUCCUCCUCCUCUCCAUUUUCCUCUCCGCUCUGUGCAGCGAGUGCAGCAGACGUUCAUUUGAGCUCAAAGACUCUGAGGUCGACAAAGAUCCUUCAACUCUCAUUAAAGUGGUGAAGCUGGAAGAAGGCUUGGUGGGGACCGAGAAUCCCAGAAUCAACGACCUGACAGACGACACAGACUUAAAUCCUUGUGAUGGAAAUACUUACACUCCCUGGAGGAGCCACUUGGUGGCGCCAGAGAACCAACACGAUCCAAACGGCUCCACCGCUCCACACAGCGUCUACCAAACCAUGGGGGGAGAAGGACGCGACUUGACCAAUCACCAGCCGGGGGCGGAGUCCAGCCUUCCUGCUGACGGGAGUUCGGUGUACGCACAGGUGAGCAAGAAGGAGAGAGUGACCCCUGAGGAGGUGUUACAGAAGGUGUCUUCUCCUCCACUGCCCGACCGGAAGGCACAGCUGGAGGGAUGAUGAUGAUGAUGAUGAUGAAGGACGUGGGACAAUGGAUGAAGAAUGAAAGCCUUAAGAGAGACUGUGAUGACUGAUGAGAUCUGAAGAAGCAACAACGAAUACAAAAGAUAAUCCACAGAAGCAACAUUCAUUUUGACCUGACUGCAUUUUCCCAUUUGGUAAAAAGUUGUUCAGGGAACAGUAAAGCACGAUUGUAUGAUUUCAGAAGCAAAAAUAAUUGAAUUCGUUGUAGCUCUGGAUAAAAGCUAGUUUUCUUUCAGGUGCAGAGUCAAUGACACCAGGACGGCUAAUCGAGUCCUUCCUGAUUUCAUGCUGCUAGAUGCAGGAAGGCUACAUAGCUAACUAACUGGUGGAGAAUGCAAGGGUCACUUAUUUCUUCAUUAUGCUCAGGGAUGCACAAGCAGAUUCAAUUUGUAAAAGAAAACCGUAGUUCCUUUUGGGGUGAUUAUGAAGCAUCUGGUGUGGGCUGAACAGUCUCACGUACAAUAUGCCAAGUGAUGUAUUUAGAUUCAACAUGUUGGAUUAACGUCAUUUUAUAUUCUCUCAGUAAAUGUAAAGUAAAAACAAUUAUUGUUAUGAGUCAAUUCUCUAAUGCUGUUAUGUGGAAUGCUUGUUUCAAAACAUGCUAUUCAGCUUCAUUUGUAAAUCUUUACAUAAAUAAAUGUCACUCCAGAACUUAUAGCUGGUUUUGAAUGCCUGUUUAAAAUAUAACCCAUAUAUUCCUUUAUUUUAUGAGGGGAUUUACUCGUAGUAAUAAAAGAUAAAACCGA
Messenger RNA from Pungitius pungitius (ninespine stickleback), 2877 nucleotides. RefSeq lists its product as uncharacterized. The record is from RefSeq and is a predicted model, not a curated record. Bases 1565 to 2107 code for a protein of 180 amino acids. The transcript has 7 exons. Lineage: Eukaryota; Metazoa; Chordata; Actinopteri; Perciformes; Gasterosteidae.